This is a messenger RNA of Carassius carassius (crucian carp), 1806 nucleotides long. RefSeq names its product high mobility group protein HMGI-C-like. Gene Ontology annotation, molecular function: DNA binding; transcription coregulator activity. The transcript has 6 exons. Lineage: Eukaryota; Metazoa; Chordata; Actinopteri; Cypriniformes; Cyprinidae. The record is from RefSeq and is a predicted model, not a curated record. The coding region runs from base 158 to 493 and encodes 111 amino acids. Gene Ontology annotation, biological process: regulation of DNA-templated transcription. Gene Ontology annotation, cellular component: chromatin; nucleus.
AUGAUUGACGUGAGGAUCUGACGUAAAAGGAGGCGGGGCGAUGUCAAUCAAGUUAUGUUGUUGUAGGUGAUUGCAAAGUGCUGAGGACAACGUAAGCAAGAUCCAUCUCGUUGAGGUUGUGUGUAUCCAUGCAUGUUUGAAGAGGUUUGAACUCAGGAUGGAUGUGGAGGAGACUGGAACAGGUCAGAUGGAGGCAGCGGCCCCAGAGGAAGGGGUACCAGCUCCCAAACGCGGGAGAGGACGACCUCGCAAACAACCACAGGAGCCUGUGGAAACCUCUGCUCCCAGGAGGCCGAGAGGAAGGCCGAGAGGCAGUAAAAAUAAAGGCCAGCGGGUCACAGCCAAAGUAGAGCGACCUAGAGAACGGAGACCUCGAGGUAGACCAAGAAAAUGGCCUCAGAAGGCCGUUCAUCAGGAAGAACAGCAGCCUCAUCCUGUGGUUCAAGAGGCGAAGUCAACAGAGGAGCUGUUUCCAUCGCAGGAGAGUGACUAAAACUACCUCAGCGUUGACUUUGCCACUACAUCAGGGGUAAUUCUCCAUCUCAACACUGUAAAAGUGAAUAUGUGUCAGUGCUCAAAUUGUGCCCACAGUUGAGGGCUCGCUUUGUGCCCUAGGCAAGAUCAGACUACAUUUGUCAAUAGCGACCCUAAAAUCUGUAUACUUCCAUGUCAUUUUGUUGAACACCUGUCUUCAAGUUACACAGCCUUUUUCUCUUAUUUGGAAAUCCCGACAUCCUCAGGUCAUCCAGGAUCUAGAUGAGUUUGUUUCUUCAUCAGAACAGUCCAGACAGCUGAUAGAAUCAUCACAGUAAUCCACACCACUCCAGUUCAUCAGUCAACAUCUUGCCAAGUGAAAAGUUGCAUGUUUGUAAGAAACAAAUCCAUCAAGAUGUCACUUCUGGCAAAAAAGAUGAGUCCAUAAUCUACAAUAAUGCUUCCUCCAGUGAAAAAGUUCAUCUCCUGUUUGUUUCUUGCAUCAAAAUACAACAACUUUAGAUCUGUUUCGGACGGCACCCAUUCACUGCAGAGGAUCCAUUGGUGAGCAAGUGAAGCAAUGUUAAAUUUCUCCAAAUCUGUUCUGAUGAAGAAACAAACUCAUCUACAUCUUGGAUCUCUUGAAGGUGUUUAAACGUUUAGCUAAUUUUAAUUUUUGGGUAAACUAUUGAAGUCAACUUCGAAAUCAAAAAACUUAAAACACUUUUAUUGUGCAUAAUUUGAUGGCCAGACUUGUUUGGCUCAAUACAUUUAUUUCAAGUUCCAGAUGUUGGGAUCAAAAAGAAAUCCAAAGAUGAUAACAUUUAGAAACUGUAAUAUGGAUCACCGUGUAUAGACGAUGCCUGGGUUAUAUGAGGUUUAUUUAAUCUUCUCAGGAUUCUGGAAACAUUAUAUUGCCAGAGCCUGUAAUUUACAACUUAAUCAAAUGUUGCAACUUUUUAAAUGAUUUAUUUUAAUGUAUAAUGUUCUUUUUCUUGCAUUAUUUUAAUGUUUACAAUGGAAAGAAUAGAUUCAAAUGCAUCUAUUUACACCAAAUGAGAAUAAUGACUUUAUUAAUGAUGUAAAACCGCAAUCAUAACUCACAACAUGAUGAUAGUGAAAUUCAGUACCUCAAUGAUUUUGUUUGUUCGUUCUAGACUAUGGAUGAUUUGUCGUUUGUUUUUAAAAGCAUGUAUUGUCAAUGGUCAGGCUCGGGAACAGGAUAACAUUUUGGAGCUAUAUUUUCGUGGUUAGUAUAUAGAUAUUUUUGAAUCAUCCGAUUUAAUUUUUACUGCUAUGAAUUGUGUCAUUGCGCUGAUAUGCGGGUGGUGU